Rasamsonia emersonii CBS 393.64 is the source of this 1386-nucleotide messenger RNA. Its product is annotated as Dolichyl-diphosphooligosaccharide--protein glycotransferase. The record is from RefSeq and is a predicted model, not a curated record. Lineage: Eukaryota; Fungi; Ascomycota; Eurotiomycetes; Eurotiales; Trichocomaceae. The coding region runs from base 1 to 1386 and encodes 461 amino acids. Gene Ontology annotation, cellular component: endoplasmic reticulum membrane; oligosaccharyltransferase complex. The transcript is spliced from 4 exons.
AUGAGGUGGCUUCUUUCUUUCUUGCUUCUGGGCUUCUGGGGCGCCGUACAUGCAUUGAGCAGUUCGGGCAGCCGCUUGCUGGUCAUACUCGAGGAGGAUAAGAGCCUCUAUUCCACAUUCUGGGAAGACCUGGAAGCGCGAGGCUAUUCGAUCACUUUCGAGUCGCCGAAGAACGAGAAGCUCUCUUUAUUCCACCUUGGAGAGAAAGCUUACGACCAUCUGCUCAUUCUCCCUCCUAAGUCGAAAGGUCUUGGGCCCGCAUUGACGCCGAAGGUGUUACUCGACUUCAUCAACAAUGAGGGCAAUAUUCUCCUGGCGCUCUCCGGCAAGUCUUCGGUACCAAGCGCCGUCAGCUCUCUCCUCCUUGAACUUGAUAUCCAUCUCUCUCCUGACCGCUCCUCCGUGGUGGUGGAUCACCUCAACUACGACACCCUUUCCGCGGCCGAUAAGCACGAUGUCCUCCUCCUCCCUCGACCAGGUGUCUUGAGACCGGAUGUGAAGUCCUUCUUUUCCGGAGAUGGCAUUGUGGCUAUUCCCAGGCCAGUCGGACAGUCCUUGGGCAAUGACAGUCCCCUUCUCGCUCCUAUUCUGCGAGCUCCUGAAACGGCAUACAGUUACAACCCCAAGGAUGAUGCAGUCACUGUGGAAGACAGCUUCGCGACAGGCUCGCAGCUGGCAUUGGUUUCGACCCUCCAGGCAAGGAACUCGGCUCGUUUUACCGUCCUCGGUUCUGCGGAGAGUUUGGAAGACAAGUGGUUUGAUGCAACUGUCAAGGGACCAGCCGACAAGAAGCAGACAACGACCGUCAAUCGGGACUUCGCCAAGCAGCUCAGUGCUUGGACCUUUAAAGAGACGGGAGUGCUCAAGAUAGGGAAGAUCGAACAUUACCUCAGCGACAAGGAGGGCGCCAUUAUCGGCGAAUUGAAUCCGACCAUGUACCGGGUUAAGAAUGACAUUACGUUCAACAUCGAACUCUCCGAGUACGACUUCGAUCGGUUUGUGCCUUUCGAAGUUCCCUCUGAGGAUGCUUUGCAGCUGGAGUUCACCAUGCUUUCUCCAUUCCACCGUCUCAAUCUCCUGCCGAAACUCCGCACGGAGAAUAGCACCGUCUACGGUGUCACUUUUACUAUCCCUGAUCAGCAUGGCAUUUUCUCUUUCCGCAUCAAUUAUAGACGUCCAUUCCUCACCAAUAUCGAGGAGAAGCACGAGAUCACCGUCCGCCACAUUGCACACAACGAGUACCCACGGAGCUGGAAGAUCACCGGCGGCUGGGUCUGGAUUGCUGGUCUCUGGACUGUUAUCGCGGGAUUCCUCGCGUUUGUAAUUGUUUGGCUGUACUCUGAACCCUCUUCGGCAGCGGACGCGAAGAUUAAAAAGACCCAGUGA